AUGACACAAUAUAAUUUCAUUAUAGAUGCUUCAGCUUUUGAAAAGGGUCUAGGCAACAUCAAGAGGUGGUGCUCGGACUGUACAGAAGCUGUGACUUUGAACUUUUAUAUUCCAACAUUCACAUUAAAUGAAUUGGAUUUCCUUCAACAAAGGCGUAAAAGUUUUGCAGCUCGAGAAUCCUUGAAGUUUAUCGAUAGAUUAGAUGAUUCUAAAUUUGCUAAUUUGAAAGUUUUUAUCGAAUUUCCCGAAGUUUUAGACAUUAUUUUAUGGUCAGAUGUAAUGGAACAUAAUGAUAGUUCUGGAAAGAUUAAUAUUGCAAAAUUGCCUAAGAGAUUAAAGAAUUUGUUGAAAAGUUGUAUUUACAAAUGCUACCUAGAAGGAAAUGAGGGGCUACAUUGGUUUUUAAUUAGUGAAGAUCCUCAAAUCCGGGAAAUGGCCAUGCAAUGCAAUAUUCCUUCCUGUUCAAUUGUUGAUGUAGAUUCAAUCUUGUCCAAGGACAUGAAUGAUAAAUCAUUUAGAGAAAGUGAAAAAUUCAAUAAUAUGAUGCUAAAAAAUGGCACUAAGGAAGAAAGCGAAAACGGUAGAGAAAUUAUCAGGACUAACUUCAAUAAAACAGUUUACGCUUCUAGAGGUACAGGCGAAUUGUGGUCCCCAUAA
Molecule: messenger RNA, 657 nt
Organism: Saccharomyces cerevisiae S288C
Lineage: Eukaryota; Fungi; Ascomycota; Saccharomycetes; Saccharomycetales; Saccharomycetaceae
Gene: NMD4
Product: Nmd4p
Exons: 1
Coding region: 1-657 (218 amino acids)
Cellular component (GO): cytoplasm
Source: RefSeq, marked reviewed